Molecule: messenger RNA, 1301 nt
Organism: Jatropha curcas
Lineage: Eukaryota; Viridiplantae; Streptophyta; Magnoliopsida; Malpighiales; Euphorbiaceae
Product: annexin D5
Biological process (GO): response to heat; response to cold; response to salt stress
Cellular component (GO): plasma membrane; cytoplasm
Molecular function (GO): calcium ion binding; calcium-dependent phospholipid binding; phosphatidylserine binding
Source: RefSeq, a predicted model, not a curated record
AUUGCUACGCUAUUUAUUACCAAUAAUAAAUUGCACAACUGUCUUGUUUUGUUCUAUAAAUUCAAAUUGAAUACGACAAACCGAGAUUGAAAGGAAGGGAGAAACAAAUGUCGACUUUGACCGUACCUCCGGCGCUUACGACUCCCCAAGAUGACGCCGUUCAUCUCUACCGCGCUUUCAAAGGAUUUGGAUGUGAUACUUCGGUGGUGAUUAAUAUAUUGGCUCAUCGAGAUUCAACACAGCGUUUGCUUAUUCAACAGGAGUACAAAAAAGUGUACUCUGACGAUCUUCUUAAGCGCUUGUCUAAAGAACUUAGUGGAAAAUUGGAGACAGCAGUUCUGCUUUGGAUGCAUGAUCCACCUGGACGUGAUGCAAUCAUAGUCAAGCAGGCAUUGAGUUCAGACACAUUGAAUAUCCAAGCUGCGACUGAAGUAAUUUGCUCUCGCACCCCAUCCCAGAUACAGGUGUUUAAGCAACAUUACCAUGCAAAAUUCGGGGUUCACCUUGAGCAAGAUAUUGAGUUACGCACCUCUGGGGAUCAUAAAAGGCUUUUGCUUGCAUAUCUUUGUACACCUCGCUAUGAAGGCCGAGAAGUUGACCUUGAGAUGGCGCAGAAUGAUGCUAAGUUACUUUACAAGGCUGGAGAGAAGAAAUUGGGAACAGAUGAGAAGACCUUCAUCCGCAUAUUCAGUGAACGAAGUUCAGCACAGUUGGCUGCUAUAGCUUCUAUUUAUCGUAAUGUUUAUGAUAGCAAUCUGAAAAAGGCUGUAAAGGGUGAAACAUCAGGACACUUCAAACAGGCUCUGUUGACAAUUUUGCAAUGCUCAGAGAAUCCUGCAAUGUAUUUUGCGAAGGUGCUGCGAAAGGCAAUGAAAGGUCUAGGAACUGAUGAUACGACAUUGAUAAGAGUAGUUGUGACACGGACUGAGAUUGAUAUGCAAUAUAUAAAAGCUGAAUACGUGAGGAAGUACAAGAAGACAUUGAAUAAUGCAGUUCACUCAGAAACAUCCGGCCAUUACCGGAGUUUCCUGCUUUCCCUUUUGGGACCCAACCAAUAGUUGAAAUUUAAUGUAUGUGUGUCUAUAUAUUACCACGUUUUGACAAGAUGCGAUCCUGUAAGUGCUUGUAAUUAAUGGAGUAACUUGUUAUUUUCUCAAGAUUGCUGUAUAUAUCGUGCUUGUAAACAAGAUAAAGCAGUUUGCGGUUCCUAAGACCUAGGAAAGUUCAAAAAUAUUCAAUAACUUGGUUUGUAAUUGCUUGUUUUCAUGCAUAUAUUAUAGGUAGUUAAAAUUUUAAAUUAA